Molecule: messenger RNA, 6393 nt
Organism: Pocillopora meandrina
Lineage: Eukaryota; Metazoa; Cnidaria; Anthozoa; Scleractinia; Pocilloporidae
Source: the annotation of a GenBank genome assembly
CACAGGUGACACGAACAAUAAUACGGACAUAAACAACCCUCCGAUUUGCCGCCGUAACGCUCAAGAGAAUUGAAAAGUUUAUUAGUAUCACGCGGAAACCAUGGAGAAUGAGCUCGUUGAAGACGAUGCUAAUCCAAAUAAUCCCAGCAGAGUUCGAAUAUCUAUAACAAGAGCUUCUUUUUCGGAGGACGAUAGUGACAUCGAAUCGCCAGAAGAAUCUACGAGACCGCGUGCUGAUUCAGACAGCAGUAUCAACGAGCAAGAAAUGGAGAGAAUGAUGAAGGAGGAAGAACAAAAUGAAAAUGAACAGUUAAAUAAAGGCGAGAAACUAGAGGAACAUAACGACGCGACCUCCAACAAUAAUGUUGUCAAAGAUUCGAAUACAACGGAGGACGAACAAGUUAGCAAAGCUUUCGAAAAUGGCGUGACCUUACAAGACGAAGCCGAUGAAGCGUCAAGUGAAAGAAGCGAAUCGGUAGGAAAAGUUAAUGAUGAGCCAGAUGAAUCCGCACAAAUAAGUAAUAAAGAAGACUCACCAGUAUCGUCGCCUGCCAAAAGUCCUACAAUGGAAAUGAUCGGUGAUCGGGUUCUCAUAGAACGUGACGGCAAAUUCGAACUUGUAGAUGUGAGCGAGAUCAAAGCGGAAUAUUACGAACUGUUGGGAAUAACACCUGAAGCCAAUGGCGUAAACAACGGAAGCGAAGGAAAAAGUAGCGAAGCGACUGAAAAUGAUGCCGAAGAAAUCCCUGAGGAAAAACCUGCGUCACGGCCCAGACCAAAAACUACUUCGGUUCAAGAACAGCACCGUAGAAACGAAAAGAAAAGAAAUACUAGGAGUGUUGAUAGAACUCGAAGUCAGAGUGCGAAGGCGAUUCGACAGAGAAAUGAUGAUUAUGCUCAUAUUAGAUCGGAAUAUGCAAUGACUGAACAGCAGCUUGAGAUAAGAAGGAAAUGUAGAGAAGCCAAAUUAAGGAGGCAAAAGGAAGAAGAGGAGAGAGAGCGGGAGGAACAGCAGAGAAAAAAAGAAGAUGCUGAAAGAGCUUUCCAAGUACGUGUGUUUGAAAAGUUAUGUUGUAGGUAAAGCCAGGUCAAUACAAGCUUUAAGUCGUCCACUGAAUUUUCGGUCGUUCACAUAUUACGCCCAAGGCUUCUUCGAGUGAAAGCUUUCGUGAAUUUUCUAUAAACAUUGAACAACAAAUUAGCCGUGAUUAUGUAUUUCAUAUCAUAUUACACUUCAAGUCCUUUACUAACAUCUUUAGUUACACACUUGUGAAGGAAUGAUUCUUCAGUUCUUACCUUUUGCCACCAUAAGGUAUUUAGCUUGCGUAUACGGAAAUUCGCACACUUUUUGCAUACUGAUUAGAUCUUUGCCGUAGAACUACAGUAGCAUGAAAAGCUUCUUAGACACUUCUCUGGAAAUAUGAGACAUAGUUAAAUUUUGUGAUUUGGGUCUUAACGAAACCCACGAAGUUACGUUCCUUGACUCUUCAAGGAUACAUUUGAUAUUUAUUUAAUCAAGUUCAGAUUAAGUUUGCCUAAACCACAAUUUCUUGGGUGUAAGCCUAUAUCGAGUUCUCCCAUAUUAGAUAGAGUUAAAAUUUAAAAACCGAGAGGCCGGUUGAGUAAAUUGAUUGUUGAACUCAGAGAGAGUACUCCUAACUCUAGGUAGUUGUCAUCGCGGGUGAACGAAACGCUGAAUGGUCACAUAUUCAAACACCUGACAUAUCUUUUUGCACUCUCUGUUCAAUAUAAUUUUUUUCAGGGUUGGUUAUUUGUGUAAUCCUGAGAUACUUUUUUCAGUUGGAGGAUUUCAGCGCGUAUUUUGUGUGUGAGAUUUGGGGCUGUGUUUGACUCAAAAUCAAAAUUGAGAAAAUGGUACAUUCUACCUGUAUAUACAAUAGUUGCUUUUAUUGAUGCUUUCGUUUGGACUAUUUAGUAGUAUUUAUAUUGUAGUUCUCAACACUGGCAGUGAAUAUGACUGCCCAGCUACUAAAAAAGCUUACUUCAGUCAGGGUAAUGAAUUUUCAAUAUCAAAUACAUAUUGUUUACAGCGUAAAUUUGUUCUAUGUGCUCAAAGUUGUAAAGUUUCUUUGGAGAGACUUCUUCACCUUGUCGAACAAUUUAUUUUCCCUGGCAGGUUUGGUUAUAUAAUAAAAUAGAAGCUGCAAAGCAGGCAAGAUUAAAUCAACCAGACCCAGAGGAUGCACUAAGAGCCAGAGAGGAAAAGGAGAGUAAUGCCCAGUCAGCAUACAGUGAGUGGCUAAGUAUGAAGCGGGAACAAGACAAGACACUGAGACAACUGGAGGAAAGACAAAGAGAGGAGGAAGCCUCCCAGUACACAAUAAGAGAUCGGCAGCUUUGCGAUGAGGCAUUUAGAAGGUGGGUAAAAAUUACUUAGUUUUUAUUAAGAUAGUCCACUCUUUCUCUCCUACUGAUGUGCAAAUAUUUGUUUCAUUUGACUUGAGCAGAAGAGCAAUAAAGGGUGUGUAUAUGAUGUGUUACAAUUAAGGCCAAAAUUUGUGUGAGACGUGAAAUUAACUUAUAGACGAGUGAGCAUGGUUUAUGAAUUUAGGAGUGUAUGCUUAAUGUGAUUUACUUCUAGAAAUAUGUGUGACCCAAAAGGGUUUUUUCCACUUUAUUCUUAAAGACCUCAGAAUUUCCAAAAAUGGUUAAAAAUUUUUACAAUUUUAGGCCUAGGAAAUAUAAGUGGGUAUUUAUAAUGAUAAACUCAUACCAGUUGUAAUAAUGGUGAAGUUCUUGACACCAGACCCCCAAAAUAUCCCUUCUGGGUGAUAAAGCUUAUGCACUAAAUUACUAGAACUCUUUAAGAGAAGAUCUUUGAGGUCCUUAACCCUUUAACUCCCAAGAUCUUAUUGUUAAUUCUCCCCUCUAGCUAUUACACAUUUCCUUAUAAAUUAGUUGCAAGAACUUGGUGUUAGAUCAAGAUAGCAGCUUCUACCUGAUAAGUUUGAUUAUUCUCAUCACCUGUUUGCUGAAUAAUGUAUUGAUAUUGUAGGGAGAAUUUUCAUGUUUAUCACUUCUGGGAGUUAAAGGGUUAAAGAUUUGCUAAUUGUCCAAGUUGGAAAGGGCAAGUCAAAUGCUAGGUGGCAGAUACAGUGACAGUCAAGAUUUUUGUUCCCUUUCUGUUCACAAGCUAUUAUUCAAUUGCAAAAAAUAAUCAACAUGGCAAUUCUUAUGUGGCUUGGACUGUUUCCUAUAUCAGAAUCCUUUGAUAUUCUUGGCAGGAAAUUGGCAGCCUGCUGACCAAAAUUGAUCUGCUUGAGAAUGUUUGAUUUUUGGCAGUUACUCUCAAUUUGACUGCUACUCUGUGUCCUUCUCUAUUCAUGUUUCCACCCAAGCACUCAACUAAGUAGCCACUAUAAUAUGAAAUUAUAGAGAUGUAGUGAGUGGUGUACAUCCUGCUUCAGCUCCUUUCGCUACAAAGGGGAAGUAUCACCUUUAAGAAAAAAAUUGUGGCCACGCAUCUUUUUUUUUUUUCUAAUCUGUGAUGAACAAUAAGGUGAAAACUGUUGUUUCCCUUUUUCAAAUUUGCAAUCUAUGAAAUUUUGUUCAAAAGAAGUACCCAUGGUAUUCUCCUCCCCCAUUCCCUUAGAGGUCUGUCUGCUCAGGAGUCAACUUACUAAGCUGUUGGUGUAAUCCAGAAAAUUCACAAAACCAAUUGGAGGGCUCAGAGCAAGAACGAUCCCUUGAUUUUUCGGCCAUUUUUGAAAGUGUUCACAUGAAUUUUGGCAUGUGGACACUUUCAAAAAUGGCCGAAAAAUCAAGGGAUCGUUCUUGCUCUGAGCCCUCCAAUUGAUCUGAAAAUAAAACCCUGACUGCCUUGUAAGGUCACUUAUGAAACUGUUUAGAAAAGGAAGAAUCUUAUACAAACCCCAAAAUUCAGGCAGGAUUGUAACAUUUCACCAGUUUGCCCUGACAUUCCAACAGUAUGCAAUAUUUAAAAUUUUCUUACAACAGGUGGCUCAGAAGAAAGAAAAAAGAUGAAGAAUUAAAGAAAGCUGCUGCUGCAAAAAAGAAGAGGAAGAAACCUAAGUUGAAAAGAAAGGAACAAGUCCCACUGAACUCACAUAAGAUCAGGUAAAAGGUAAAUUGGGACAGUAAACAAUGUUAGCAUAUUGUAUGUAAUGAAAAUAUAAAUAGCUAUGGUAAUAGUACUGUAAAUAGUUUCAAUGUUUAUAAUAGGGGGAAACAGCGGACAUGAAGUGUUCAUUGAGUUCAAUUGCUAGCAUUGUAAGCAGAUUAACCCUUUAACUCCCAAGAUCUGAUAGUUAAUUCUCCCCUCUAGGUGUUACACAUUUCCUUGUAAAUAGGUUACAAGAAUUUGGUGUUAGAUCAAGAUAACAACUUCUACCUGAUACAUUUGAGUAUUCUCAUUACCUGUUUGCUGGAUAGUGUAUGAAGAUUGUAGGGGGAAGUUAAUUGUUAAUCACUUCAGGGAGUUGAAGAUUUAAGUAUGGUAGGAAUAACCUUGGCAUCUUUCUGAAUGACCAUUCAAUUUGCGUCAGUGUUAUACUCCCAGGGAAAGUGAAUAUUCUGUGAGGGAGUAGUUUUCUUAAUAUGGCCUCUUUAGUUUAAGUCAAAAGUUUGGCUGUUCAUGUACCGAUUUUUCAGUUUGAGUUUUCUCUUGCAGUUCUUGCAAAUUUUUUUUUUUCAACAUGAUAUAAACUCAUUUUAUCUCUCCUUCAACUUAUCUAUUUUACUCAUAUGGACAUAUUGUUUUAUGGGAUGGCUUCAUCCUUGGUGGUUUAUGACAAGGAAGCCAUAAAUAUGUGCCAAAAAAGAGGAAUUUUCUAAGUGGAGCAUAUAUUGCUAGUAAGAGGAAUGAUACAUAAUGCUCUCUAGGGAAAUUAAAUUCAACCACUUGCUGGAACAACCCUACUUGCUUUACAAGCUAGAUGAGCCUUGAAUUAAAAAAAGAUACAAAACAUAGUUUUGUCAUACUGCUUUGUGACAUUUAAUGAUUAUUCACAGAAGGCUAGCCAAAUAAUUGUCUUAGUAUAAUUACUCAGGUGCUUUUGAAUUCUGUUGUAAAUUCAUGUUGUUGUUGAAACCAUUCUGUUACAAUUGUUUUGAUUACCAGUACACAUGCUGAGAUAAGCAAUUAUUUUCCCCUGGAAUUUAGCAGGUUUAUUUAAUUUAAUCUGCAAAAAAUUUAUAUCAUUCUUUUCCAUAGUGUUAUGCCAAACUUAGAAUUGAGUUUUCUUCUGGCACAUUGAUCACUUGAUGGUAACAUUGACAAAACAUGUAGUGGCAGCCAAUUUUUAAAAUUCAGUGACCCUGCUAUUGAGCACCUCAUGCCAGGUGAUUAUAGCAAGGUAUGAUGCACUCAUUAACCAAUCAGAGUGCACACAUCUUUCUUAUUACCAGAGCAAUUAUAUUGAGCAUACAUAGUAAUCAAAAAUUGCCAAAUUUAUAUUCUCUAGGGGUGGUGUUGUAAAGGCUUUUUUUUUAUCUGUCCAGCUGCUUAAUUAUGCAGUGAAUUAAUUUUAUUCUAAUAUUAGUUUCUUUUCUUUUAUGGCAGGUAUUAUGAAUAUUAUGGUUACAGGAACACUGUGUCACCAUAACAAAGUGUAAAAUGGAAAUCUUCCCCAAAAAAGGUUAUCCUGUGUUAAGUCUUCCUGCCAGAAGAAAAUCAAUCUUCAUGAUUGAGAGGAGACAACUCUUGGCUUCGCAAAGUAAUGUUAGUAAAGGAGUGAACUGUCACAGUGCUGGUGGUCAGAUAUCAGUUUAAACUCAGUGGAGAAAACCAUCAAAAUUACUCUGACAUCAUUAAAUAAGAAAUUCAAAACUAAAGAUAAAGAAAAACACUGAUAGAUAGGGAGAAAUAAACAAACAAAAACUGUCGAAACUGUCGAAUAGGUUUUUUAAAGGGCUUUUUAGUUUAUUUGUUCUGUGGUGUAGAAUAUGUAUCUUGUAUACAGCUGCGAUAAGUAAUAGAUGAGUAUCAUAAGAAAAUGUAUGUUGCUGCUCAUUCUAUAAUGACUCUGGGUAAUUUUGCAUAAUGUUUCUUUUGCAUGGAAAUUAUUGCAGUGGAAGCAGUACUGAUGUAGUAUAAUGUAUUACAUGGCUGUCAUGAUAAGCUUGGACAGUUUAACUCAGUUUAUGACUAACAACUUGGAGUUUUGGUUCAGUGUAGUGUUCCCUCCAACUGCAGGAGACUUUUUAUUGUAGUUGUUGUUUUUUAUUAUUAUAAUAGUCUUUUGUUCUGUUUUGGUUUUUUUCUUUUUGUUUGCCUUUUUAGACCAUAGGAAAUUACUCUCACCAAGUCCAAAGCAAACAUUUAGAUAUUUCUACCAUCUAACUAAUUUUAAAAAAAAAAUUUAAUGAAAUAAUUUGCAAUUAAGGAAGGCAAAUUUUAUUAAUGUAUGUACC